AUGCCUUUUUCAGAGGUAGACCUAGAAAAAUUUCGAAUCCCACUAGUGGAGAUCACUCGGGCCACAAAAAACUUCAGUUCAGAAACUCUAAUCGGAGAUGGUGGAUUUGGUCUGGUCUACAGAGGACAACUCUCUAACCGCUGGAGAAACCAGCUAGUAGCCAUCAAACGCCUUGAUCCUCAAGGUUAUCAAGGAACCAACGAGUUCCAUAAUGAAGUCAAGUUGGUUUCAAGUUUCAACCAUCCAAACAUCAUCCCUUUCGUUGGCUACUGUGAUGAUGCAAAUGAGAAAAUUAUAGUUUGCAAGUAUGCUACAAACAGAAGCCUUGAGUAUCACCUCCAAGACCCAGAUAGGAGGCGUCGCCUAACAUGGGAACAGCGCCUGAAGAUAUGCUUAGGGGCAGCAACAGGAGUAAAGUACCUUCACUCUGGUCUUGGGGAGCAUAGCAGAGUAAUUCAUAGAGAUUUGAAGAGUGCAAAUAUUUUGUUAGAUGAAAAUAUGGAAGCCAAAAUAUGUGAUUUUGGUUUGUCAAGAUUAAGUCCAAGAAAUCAGCAAGAUACCCUCGUCCGUACAAGGCCUUCUGGUACUAGGUUUUACAUGGAUCCGGUUUACAACGAAAGAGGUAGGCUCUCUAAAGAGUCUGACAUAUACUCAUUUGGAGUCGUAAUGUUUGAAGUGUCGAGUGGGAUGAUGGCUUAUAAGGAAAGGCCCUUAGAAGAUACCAAUGAACUGUUUCUGAUCGACAUAGUCCGAAGCUAUUAUGACGAUCAUGGACUUGUUGACGGACUUGACAAGUUAAAAGAUCCGACUAUCAAAGAUCGGACUGAUAUGAGGUCUUUUCAUAAAUUUAACGAAAUUGCACAUGAGUGCAUUAACAUGGACAUAAAGAAACGCCCCACGAUGGAUAGGAUCAUCAAGGCGAUUGAGGAAGCGUUGAAUUUCCAAAUGUCUGGCAUCUCCGAAGGAAUCAACUCAGUGGAAUAUUACGAUGACUUUUGGGAGCCACUUCUGCCACAGGGUUACCAAGAAAUCGUUGCGAGGGCGGUUCCACCGCUGGAUUUUGACUCUAAAAAGCAACUCUACUUUUGCUUAUCGGACUCACCUAUUUUCCUCGAUGAUGGCUACCUGAGCUUCCAGCUAGAUAUGGAGAGUGGGAAAAAGUGUUAUAUGUUGGGCGCAAAGCAGCUAUCAAUUGAAUGGCAAGAUAACCCAAACUACUGGGAAUGGGGACAUACACUUAAAUCAAGGUUUCCACAGGUUUGUAUACUUAAAGAUGUAUGUUGGCUUGCUAUCCAUGGCAAAAUAGCAUCUAUGAUGUUGUCAGGAUACACUACAUAUGUAGCAUACCUUGUCUUUCGAACUACUAGCAAUUCACGAGGACUUUCUGUGCCCGCUAAAACAACGGUGAAUUUUCAUGGGGUAAAAAUCGAGACCGAAAAUGUGUAUCUUCAAAGACCAGAGGCUAGGGAAAUAUGGCAAGAAAAUGAUAGGUUUCCUCAUAGGAGAAAGGAUGGGUGGAUGGAGAUCAAAUUGGGAGAAUUUAUUAAUUACAAUGACGAAGAUGCUGGUGAGAUUGAGAUGGCUUUUGACGAGGUUAAGCAUUUAAACUGGAAGCGUGGUCUUAUCGUGGAGGGCAUUGAGCUUCGACCUAAAUCUACAUCUACUGAUCAAUAUUCACCAUUUGUAAAUCACACAUACACACACAAACAGAGGGAGAACGAGAUGAUCAACGAAGGAGCCAGUCGAUCGGAAUUGCCAAAAUCUCGUCAGCCAUUGGAAUUGCAAGAACGUCAUCAGCCAGGCAUACUUUCACUAAGUUUUCUACAGAAAAUAUUAUGGAAGUGUACGAAAACAAACAAAAUAAGAAAUUGAUAAGACUUGUGUUUAACACAAUGUCCUUAAAACAAAUUUGUCCGCUAUCAGAUGCUUGUUUCUCACGAUACAACAGUUGGAAGGAGUUUUCUAGACCAGCCAAUCUAGCAAAGCCCACAUUAUACCUCCAACGAAUUAAGAAAACAAAAAAAAGAAGUAGAAGAUGUAUGGUUUCUGUAACAUUUGUCUCUCAAUCUCACAUAGAGUGCAAUAUGUAUACUAAGACAAAUCUAUAACCGACAUGUUGUCAUAAACUAUGUAACAGAAAAAACUGAUGACUGUCGUUAACCAUUAAAUCAUAACCGACAAUAUGUGAUGAAUCUUAUGUUUUAUUCAAGUUUGGUA
This is a messenger RNA of Lactuca sativa (garden lettuce), 2217 nucleotides long. Its product is annotated as F-box protein PP2-B10. NCBI's taxonomy places the organism in Eukaryota, Viridiplantae, Streptophyta, Magnoliopsida, Asterales, Asteraceae. The record is from RefSeq and is a predicted model, not a curated record.